CAUAAUGCUCGUGCCUUCGCCGAAGCUACUCAGCAGGACGCCGUGCACCAACCAAACCUGCAACCCGGUCGUCAACUUGCAAAUCGGGCGCCGUUCGCUGCAUCGGACCGUGAGUUCAAGAAGCAAACAUCCAACAGCUUCUGGCACGUUUCAUUUUCGUGGUCCAUAUAUUUCUUCUUUCCUCCAUGGUUAUUCCCAGGAAGCACGCAGCUUGCUAAUAGACGUCUACCUUCCAGCUUGGUCUAGAUAACGUCACAGCUAGUAGCCGUCAAUCCGCCUUUUGCGACGCCGAACUGCGCAUGCGCAGUGCCCUAGCGGCUGAGGAGCGAAGCGAUUUGGCAGGCGCUAGAGCAGACGGCGGGCGGCCGGGGCAGCUGCGCUAUUCUCGCUGCCGCGCGCACGGCACGCCUUCCUAACAUAUUGACAUCGAAAUUUGGUGCGAUGCCAAUGUCGUGUGUCGCGUACGGCUGCAGUUCACGUGACAGUCCCAGCAGGACAGUGCGAUUUUUCCGAUUUCCGUCGGUAAAACGAGAUCGACAGCGCCGUGAAGCCUGGAUUAGGGCUGUGAAGCGGCAAGAUGCGCAAGGGCGUCCAUGGCAGCCGUCAGCAGCAUCUCGACUCUGCGGGAAGCACUUUGUGACAGGGGCACCUUCACUGUCACCCAGACAUCCGGACUUCAUACCGACGCUGUUCGUGUAUACAGACCAGUUCAGAAAGAAGGACGCGGUCGACCGCCAUGUUCGUACCGCGGCGCGUUCCAAGAGGAAAACAGGCGCUCCACCAACAGCAGGUACAGAGGUUUCAGGUCAAGGAGGAAUUUGUAAAGGUCACAGUGAUGGGGAACCAGACACGUCCUGUGUUCAGGGCCUCACAAAUGCAACGAGCCUAGCUGAACGUAUCACUGUUGCCAAAGCAGCAUGUCAUGCCCCUUCCAAGGUUGUUGGUCAGGCCGAGGUUGGCACGCAGUGCAGCUUGCCUCUGGCUGACAAGUCUGUUGGAUGCUCCUUCAAAGCAUGCAGUGAAUCGAAGAGCGUGCAGGCUACAGAGGCUGUGGAUCAGUCAAGCUCCACCUCAGCAUCGAAGCCUUCUAUUUCUCCGUCAACUGCCAAAUGUGACAACACGCAGCAAGGAUGCCUCCACCAAUGUCAUCUCUGUGAUUAUGCGACUGAUAAACCAUUUCGUCUGGAAGCACACACCAAGGUCCAUACUGGCAAGCAUCUGUUUCAAUGCCAUUUGUGCCCUCUGAGCUUCUCAAAAAGGAACACCCUGCACAGGCACCUGUUCAUCCAUACUGGCGGGCAUCCGUUUAAAUGCCCUUCGUGUCCUCGAAGCUUUUCAAAAAAAGUUGCCCUGAACAGGCACCUGUACGUUCACGGGGGUGAGCGACCAUUUCAGUGCUCUUUGUGCCUUCAGAGUUUCUCACAAAAGAGCCACCUGAAAGAGCACCUCCGCACCCACACAGGUGAGAAGCCAUUUCAGUGCCCUUCAUGUCCUCAGAGCUUCUCGCAUAAGUCCAGCAUGAAGCACCAUCUGCGCACCCACACAGGUGAGAAGCCAUUUCAAUGCCCUUCAUGCCCUCAGAGCUUCUCGCAUAAGUCCAGCAUGAAGAAACACCUGCGCACUCACACAGGUGAGAAGCCAUUUCAAUGCCCUUCAUGCCCUCGGAGCUUCUCUCGCAAGUCCAUCAUGAAAGAACACUUACGCACCCACACAGGUGAAAAGCCAUUUCAAUGUCCUUCAUGCCCGUGGAGCUUUUCACGCAAGUGCAGCAUGAAGGAACACCUGCGCACCCACACAGGCGAGAAGCCAUUUCAAUGCCCUUCAUGCCCUCAGAGCUUCUCACGCAAGUCCAGCAUGAAGGAACACCUGCGCAUUCAUACAGGUGUGAGACCCUACCGUUGCACCGUCUGCUCCGAGUCCUUUGUGCGGGCUGAUUAUUUGAGCCGACAUAAGAGAACACAGCACCACAGUACUGUAGAUUAAGUCAACUUUCUUGCAUAAGUAUAGCAUGACCACCUGCGCAUUCAUACAGGUGACUGACCACGCCUGUUGCACCAUCUGCUCCAAGUGUUCUUUGCACAGGCUGGUUGCUUGUGCAGACAUAAAAGAACACAGCACCAUGAUAUUGUAGAGUACUUCAACAGAUAUGUUGAACUAUUGUUUUAAUUAGGAAUCUACAAACGUGUAGCGUGCUUCACGGUGUUCUGCUGCGCCAAGUAACACAAGUGUCCCCAUAUGCUCCCACUAACCCUUAUUUGGAAAGCGCGGUAGGAAAAAAUGUGUUGAAUUGUUGUGAAACCUACAUAUCCUGCGGUGCUCUUGUUGGAAAAGUGCAUGGCACUACAGUUAAGAUGUGCUGUUGUUCGACAUCACUGUAUAGGUAUUGCAGGGAGCCAACUUUCAGUAUGUUUUUCUCCCUUAAAAAAUACUCCGACUAAACUUCCUCAAGCAUAACAAAGUAUGACACCAUCUUCAUGCCUGCUGCUGAAUGCACUAUCAUUGGUAUAUUUAUAUGGAAUGCAAUAAUGUGAAAUUUACUGACAAAAGCACCAUUUUCUUAAAUUUUGGAGUACAUUUUCUCUACUUUUGAUGUUGGUUGCAUGCCAAAGCACUUUUCGCAAAUUACCUACGAAUGUCAGGUAACAGAACAACAGUGAACAAAGCGAAAAUUUAUAUGUUUAGAAACCACAUAUUCCCUGGAAUGUGCAUUUUGGUUCGGAAAUGGUUGGUUCUCUGGACACUGUCUGGUCGUACCGUGGCCCGUUGCUGGCUUAGCAGCUUACCAGUAUUGCAUUUAGAAGCAUGAUGUCGUGGGAUAAGAUCUCGGCCGCGACAGCCAUGUUUCAAUGAGGGUGAAAUGCAAAAAUGCCCACGUCCCGUGCAUUGGGAGCCACGUUGAACAUCUCCAGGUGGUCAAAAUUAAUAUGGAGUCCCCCACUACGGUGUGCCUCGUAAUGAGAUCAUGGUUUUGGCAUAUAAAACUCCAGAAUUCAAUUUAAUUCUGGUUAUACCAUGCUGUAACAUAUUGGAAUUCAGAAACAGAGGAAGGUAGUCUUUUUAUGUCUUAGGUGCCUGGCAGAGGUGCACAGCACUGGUCCCACAUACAACUGCAAAAUGAAUCUCGGCAGAUGAUUCAAUGAUUGAAGUGUGAAAUGAAUAAAUAAACAUUUCAAGAGAACCCCUCUCAUGAUUACUCGAUGUGAAUGUAAUUAUAUUAGCAUUCAAGCAGUUUAGUGAUGCAUCGUAUUGCCGAAGACACCUGUAUUUCCGAUCUGUGGUGGUUACUCUGAAAUUUCCAUUCUGUUGGCUAUAUGCUACAUAUAGUCUCUGGGAUUAAUCUAGUUUUCUAUGACAUGCUCACCAGGGUUUGGCAUGAUGGUGGCGUAGUGAUCAUGGAAGGACGAAGAGUGAAUGAAGUCGAGCGAACGAUAAAGGCGCUAUGACAAGUAUGUGAUGAUGACAAUGGAAUGGCGAUUCUGAAAUGAUGACAAUGAUAUAACGAGGACAUUGUGACGAAGACGGUACAGCAACAACGGAAUGAGGAGCAUGCGAUUUCAGAGACGUGAUUAAUGCAUGACCAUGACAGCGUCACGACGAUGGUGCGACAAGAAUUGGAUGCAUGAUGAGAGUUGGAUAAUGGUGGAAUGAUCACAAUGGCAUCACGACCACCAAUGCUCCCUAACCAAUUUUAAUGGGUACCAUAACCCAUCUAUUAGAGAUAGACGUGCUACUACAAUGGCUUCAGCUCCGGGGAAAGCUGCAGUUUAUAUAUCAUCGCAAAUUGCUCACACAGUGAUUGACCUGGAGCCAUGGUGUAGUGGUAAUCAAGAAGUUGUCGGGGUCCUGACACGACCAGUGAAGACUCCUGUCAUUCUAGUGUCAUUCUACGCCAGACCGCAGCGCACACGUUUGAACUUGGGGUGGAUAGCCCAUCUCCGGUCUACGUACCCGGGAAUUCCUAUUCUCGUGGGUGGAGACUUCAAUGCCCCACAUACAGAAUGGGGGUACAAGUACAACUCCCGAAGAGGAUGCCAAGUUAAAAACAUCAUGAGCGAUGCCACUUUUACACUGCUGAACCAUCAUGCUGUGGCUACCUGUACUGUACCCGCAGUAUCUAGAACAAACGCCCCAGACCUCACGUGGUGGUUGGGUCCUGGAAUGCCGCAGUGGCGGGUGGAACCAGAUACAUGGGGCAGUGAUCAUAUGCCAAUAAUAAUUGGUUUGCACAGAACGUGCAUAAAGAAAAUUCGACGACGAGUAACAGUCACGCAUUGGGAUAAGUUUCGGGAAUCAUCGACUGAUAAAGUACCCUCAGAGCCCUCAGAAAUUCUUCCCGCUUUGAAAGAACUGCUACGGAGGAACACCACUGUAACCACAGUUGACGAGGAACAACCUCAACCGGACCUCACCCUUUUGCAACUUUGGGCAAAGCGACGUCAGGCGGAAUUGUAUGCGUCGAGAAAUCCCGAUGCACCAGGUAGCCGUGCACGUGCUAACCAUAUAGCGGCGAAGGCGCGUCAGCACGAAAAGCAACUUUCUCGACGACGAUGGUAUGAGUGGUGCGAGAAUCUUGGAUCGGGCAUUGGAAACAGAGCACUUUGGCGCACGUUCCGGUCAAUGGAACGCGGUCAUAAGCAACCUGACCCUGCAGCGAGCGUUAGGUUAGCGAUGCAGAGUUCGCCGCAUCAAUUUGCAGAACACGCUGCUAGAGCGUUUUUCCCGAAAUACGAUCAAGCGUCACCUAUAAACUGCCCCGAAAUUCAUGAGUGUGACACAACUUCCAUAUCCGAUAUAUCCAGCCCUUUCACCAUGGCCGAACUAAUAGCGGCGAUUGAAACUUCGAAGAAACGAACAACACCUGGUCCCGAUGGUAUUCCUUAUGAGGUUUUCAAGAACAUGGAAGGAGCAGCUCUCGACGCACUUCUUCAGGCUAUUAAUAAAGUAUGGGAGACUGGAAACGUUCCACCUGAUUGGAAGCACUCAAUUGUUGUCGCGAUUCCGAAACCAGGAAAGUCUCCAAAUAGCCUGCAAUCUUUACGCCCAAUUUCACUAACCUCAACUGUCUGCAAACUCGCUGAAAAGAUGCUGGCCACACGAGUUUCCUGGUGGCUUGAACGCUACGAUAAAUAUCAUCCUGCUCAAAUUGGAUUCCGUUCUUACUUGGGAACUGAAGACGGACUUUCUAUCUUAUCAGACGAUGUUUUACAGGUUUCUCCACACAGUCACGCUGUGCGCACGGUAGUAGCAACAGACAUAACGAAAGCUUAUGACAAUAUAGACCAUGAAAUCAUUAUAUCCAACCUCAUCGACCUGGGACUUCCACCGCGGGUGAUAAGAUUCAUCUACUCAUUCCUUCAGAAUCGCACAUUUGCGAUUAGAGUAGAUGGAAGGCAAGAAGGAUACUUCACAUUGAACAGAGGAGUCCCACAAGGUUCGGUUCUGGCUCCUCUUCUCUUCAACGUUGCUCUAAUACCUCUAGCCUGGCAACUACAUCGGAUUCCAGAUGUGAGGUUCUUAAUCUAUGCAGAUGAUGUCACUUUGUGGUCCGUGCAUAAAGAUAUAUCUAGACAAACUCAACAGCUUCAAGAAGCCCUUGAUGUGCUGAACAACUACGCUCGGAAAGCAGGAUUGGACAUUUCCGCCCAAAAAUCAAGCUAUGUUGUGGUGGCCAACAAGAAAGGACGCACAAGAAUCACGCAGCACCCCUUUACAUUUAGACUCGGCGCAGUAACAAUCCCUGAGGCUUCUGAGGUCCGCAUACUGGGUCUCGAUAUUCACCAAUCCGGCAGUGGUGCACACUGGCUCCGUAAAACCAGACAGAGUUCGACAAAAACACUUCACCUUAUUCGUCGCAUUGCAGCAAAAGCAGCUGGAGCUCGUACUGACGUAGCUCGACGGUUGGUGCGUGCAGUCUUGCAGCCACGAAUUUUAUAUCAAGCACAAUUUCAACGGCUGACGUUGGCACAGCUAGCACAGUUGGAGACGAUUAAUCGCGAUGCUAUGCGCACAAUCACAGCACUGCCCCGCAUCACUCCGAUACCAGCUCUACAGGAACAUGCCCAGCUCAACACAAUUGCAGAGCUAAUUUUGCAACGUGAAAAAGCACGUGAAAUAAAAAAGCAACUUAUUCCGGCUGUCGCUGCGCUGCAUGCUCAUUUUCACCGCGGCUCUCGGAUUGACAAUCAGCCCUGUCCAAUGCCUCCCUGGGAAUUCACCAGCAUCACAACUAAUAAGCCAACGAAGUUACGACGCAGCGAUACAACAGGUACUAUUGACGAACACAACAUCGUCGCUGCAUCAUGCGUUAACACCUGCAAAGUCUAUACGGAUGCUGCCAUUCUCCCAGACGGCGGAAGGACAUCAUUCCUGAGUACAACGCAUAAUUUCAUCAGCGGCCACCAGCGCUAUUUAUCUACGGAAGCCAGCGCUCUAGUAAUGGAACUUCAAGCCAUCCACGACGCUAUGCAAGAUGCGACAUCUAAGCUGCCUACCAUCAAGCAACUAGACAUCUUCACGGAUUCUUUAGCGGCUAUGCAGGAACUCAAGAAGGUCGAUAAGGCGAUGGAAAUCUGCGAGAGAAUACACACUAUGAAUAGUAAGACAGCUACUUGCGUCAAGGUACACUGGAUUCAAGGCCAUUCAGCGAACCCUCACAACAUUGCUGCUGACCAGCAGGCACACUGCCCUCCUAAUCCUGAUCCUCCACCUAUUCCCCUCCCACCCCAACCCCGUAACUCGCUGCGAGCCCGUAAAAAUGUUCUCCGGCAGGACACACGCGCUCUUAUCCCACCGUGUGUCUGCUCCCUCCCCCUUCACCUUACUAGGGCGGAGGAAGUUGUGCUUAGGAGGCUUCGGGCCGGGGUGGCCCUUACACCGGCUGUUGUCUCAAGGUGGAACUGGUCGCAUUUACCACUGGGUGCUACGUGUCCAUACUGCUCCGUUCCUGUGGUGGAAUCAGAUGCAUACCACCUAAUAUGGACGUGUACGGGUUUAAGUUCGGAACGCUCGCGUCACCUACUGCAAGCCGGCCUCCGCUACAGUGUGACAACCAGCUAUGACCGCUGGAUACAUGAUAACAGAUUUCACAAAACACUGCUUCAAUUCAUACACAACACAGGCCUCACAGCACACAUAUAAUACACAUAUACGCUCCAACAAUUAUGCCUUAAGGGCAAGCCUUCAUCGCAAUAAAAAAAAAAAAAAAAAGUGACCAAAGCUGCAAUCCUUUCUACUUGUUUUCCUUGCCUCACCACAAAAGUUUACUUUGGACAUGUCAUGAUUGCACAACCACUGCAAAUGUUACUGCCCAAAGCAGCUAUGAAGCAGGAAACUGGCCAGUGACCGUUUCCGUAAGUCUGCAGCCUGUUACCAUCGGAUGGGUUUGCAUGCAGUCACUCUGACAUCAGUGUCGAUUGCAAGAUGUUGUCCAACUCAUGCGUUUGUCUAGGCAACAAGGAGAAGCAGAAUUUGCUAAUUUCUGAUGAAGCAGAAGUGAUUUCUUCCCAUUUGUUUACCAGUUUCAAGCAAGCCAAGUGCGAAUUGCAUCAAAUAUUUUUCGAGCAUGACUACUAUUGUUUUUGCAAGAACAGUUUUUACCAACCAGAGGUACGGAAAAAUUAUGGCAUAACUCAUCUCUCGAUGACUUGAUGGUAUUCCUGUGGGUGGGCAGCGCAACCCGGACAAGGACGAAAGGAAGAACACAACACGAGCGCUUGAUGGUAUUAUUCGAGCGAUGCAGCAACUCACCAUAUUUCUAAAGUCACGUUUAUUGAACAUCCAUAGCGGUCAUUUUGAGACUUCCAUUGCUUCGGCUAUAUGCAACUUCUGUAUCGUCUCGCGUACUAUGGUACUGACUUGCAAAGGUUUUCCAUGAGCAUGAGGGCAUGAAAACGACUGUAGGAUGCCGACGCAGUGACAACGAUAGAAUGGCAAAGAAGAAAUGAUGAUAGAAUCACAAAGGCGAUAUCACAACAAUAUGAUGGCAAUUCCUGAAUGGCAGCAGCAUGACAACAUGAGGACAAUGGAAUGACAAUGAUGGCACGACCACACUGGCAUAACAACAGCGUCAUUUCAAUGAAUGCAUGAUAGCGACUGUCUGAUUGCACAAUGAUGAUGAUGAUGUGACAAUGGUAGCAUAAUUGCAUUUGAAUGAUGAAGGAAUGACAUUGAGAAUCGAUGAAGGCUGAUUACUGAGACUGCGGCAUGAUGACAAUGCGAUAUUUCUCAGGUGAUGACAAUAGUAAAACGACAGCAUUAUGACCACAAUGGUAUGUCGACUGUGUGACGAUGAUAGCAUGAUGUGGGUGGAAUAUCGAAGUUAUAGUGAUUUUCACUAUCACUGUCACUAUAAAAAUGGGCCUGCCGGGAUGGCAUUGUGAUGUAGGUAUUACAAAAAUGCAUGUCAACAAAGCAAUGACAACAAUAGGAUAACGGUUAGCACAUGACAACAAUGGUGUAACGAUGACUAUCAUAAAGCCUGUUACAACAAUGGCAUGAUGACAAUAUGAGGAGAGUAUGAUGAUGAAGCUGGAGUGUCGAUGAUGGCAUGACCACAACAGCAUGAUAUUGAUGGCAUAAUCAUGACUGAAUGACAUUGAUGGCAUAAUCAUAACUGAAUGAUGACAGAAUCAUUACGAUAGAAUGAUGAAAAAGAAAUUGCGACAAUAAAAUGAAGGCAUUAUGACGAUGACACAAUGACAGUGACAUGACAAGUCAGAUUACGAAGUUAGAAUGAUGACGAUGGAACGACUGUGACAGCAUCUGUACAUCUGCAUUUGUGUGCCAGGGAAGGCAUGGAAUAGAGUUUCUCCAAAAAGUUGGGCUUCGUUGUAGAAGUUUGAGGUGGCAUGAAUGAAGGCGAAGGGUGGAAAAAUUGCUGCAGAAUCCCCGUCAUGAUGACUGUCAACGGCAAUGCGUUAGCAUUGAAUCAAUAUAGUGACACAACAUAUUGCCACCAUGCAAAACAAGUUGUUUAUGAAGCGUGUACUGCAGUGGGACUCCUCUUUCACCCUUCUGUAAGCCCACUUGGCACCCACUAGCGCCACCACUGCAGAGCGUACACGCGGCCUCCAAAAUCAUGGUGCACGAGUGCGUGCAAACGCUGAGAACUGCAUCAUGCAGCAACCAGACUCUUCUCUCGCACUUCUUUCUGGAUGUGCUGUGCCAUCUAAUGGCACUGCCAAGAAGUCCGCAUGUGGCCUCCGAGAUGAGAAGCAUGGCACGCAGGUGCCUGAAAAUGCCAAGAAUUGUUCCCUUGCUUGCCACAUGCUCAGUGGCGCAUACUCAGUGAAUCAAGUUGCCGAGAGGUUCAUUGAAGUGGCACUCACCCAGUGCAUUCAUGGUGCAGCUUGCUAAAGUGUUGGCAUGAAAGGUGAUAAUUGAAAAGAGGCACAUAGCCAGUGCACUUGUGGUGCAGCCUUCUAAUGCAUCCUGUUGCUGUUCUUAAAGAACCUUUGUGACAUGGGAUUGAUUCUGCUCAGCAUCGAAGAAAUUUAAGUGAUAUUUUUUUGUCAUUCAAAACUACCGCAUUCCCAGUGGCACAUACGUAGUUACCCAAGUUGGUGUCAGACAUUUAUUGAAGUGCGGCAAACAUCUAAUGGCACCUACCCAGUGACCCACACUGGUGUGCCAUGCAUUUCGGAGACCGCGUGCAGGCUUUGCGGUGGCGGCACCUGAAGCACAGUCUUCUUGAAGAACCGUAAAAGAGGAGUCCCGCUGCUGUAUAAGCCUCAUACAUAAAUCGUUUUGAUGGUGGCACUACAUGUGUCACUAUAUUGAUUCAAUGGUAACACAUUACCGUUGACAGUCAUCGUGAGAUGAGUUCUGCCACAUUUUAUUUUCGUUAAUAAACUUGCAGUUGUGAAUCAGUGUUUGUGUGUGUGCCUUAAUUUCCUCAUGUGAUGUUGUGCUCUGUGGUUUAGCUGAUGUCAUUUUUUGGCGGCAAUGCCGAUGUCACUGUUAUUGAUUUUCAGUUUUUUAAACUAUAAUUGUCUGCCCAACACAAUACAGAAAAAGUGAAAUAAAUGGACACAAUAUGCA
Messenger RNA from Dermacentor albipictus, 10038 nucleotides. The record is from RefSeq and is a predicted model, not a curated record. Lineage: Eukaryota; Metazoa; Arthropoda; Arachnida; Ixodida; Ixodidae.